Molecule: messenger RNA, 2381 nt
Organism: Phytophthora nicotianae INRA-310
Lineage: Eukaryota; Oomycota; Peronosporomycetes; Peronosporales; Peronosporaceae
Exons: 2
Coding region: 182-1483 (433 amino acids)
Molecular function (GO): protein binding
Source: RefSeq, a predicted model, not a curated record
AGCGACACCACAGAAAUCCUCGCCUUUUGCGAUUCGCUGAAGUUGAAGCCGAAUCUGUGACGUGUGAAGAUCCAUUCGGGUCGGGUCUGGUUUGUGUGUACCACACAACCCACCCGUUUUGUCUCAUUAUUUGCCAGGCCCCACGCAUUAGAACCGAGUCACCACUAUCGGCGAGCACAGCAUGAGUUACAACCGGCGAGGAGGCUUUGGCGGACGCAGUCGCGGGCGUGGCAACCGCGGAGGACGUGGAGGAUACGGAGGUGGCCGCGGUGGUUUCGGCAGUGGCUCGUCCGUGGGCAACGAGGUGUGUCGGCGCUUCAUGGACGGCGGCAAAUGCGAGUUCGAACAGACUUCGGGCGGCCGGCCAUGCCGCUAUCCUCACUUCGUCAAGACUAUCGGCGAGACACGCGGCCACAACGGAUCCAUCAAAGACGUGGUUAUGUGGGCUGAGCGUCAGCAGCUCUUCACGUGUGCAGCGGACGCCAGCAUCAAGCUCUGGGACUGUGCCACCUGGCAAGAAGUCACCACUAUCAGUGUGCAGGACGCGCUCCCACCCGCUACAGCGAACGGUGGUAACGGCGGAGGCAGAGGAGGCAACAGAGACAAGACGCCGCAUACUGAGGGCGUCGUGGCGCUUGUACUGUGCGGUCCUUUCCUGUUCGCUGGAUUCGAAGGCCGCUUCCCACCCAACCCCAAGGUGUCGGUGGGUAUGGUGCGAGGAUGGAACUUGGAGAAUGCACAGGCGCCACCCUUUGAAUUCCCAGCAUCCGACGUUAUGCCCUUCGCACAUACAAUGAAUGUCCAAGCUCUGGCUGUAGCGACCGACUCGACGGGCAAUGCCACCCUCUUCAGCGGCAGUGCGGACGGAUCCAUCCGAUACUGGCAGAUGGAUACAGCCACCAACCAGUUCAAGUGUCGCGGUGUCAUGGAAGGACACGUGCGCGGAGUGACGCGCCUCAAGACGUUUGCAGUGGGCGGUGCACCCAUUUUGGCCUCAGCUAGUGUGGACUCAACAAUUCGACUCUGGGACUUGGCUACAUACCAGUGCGUCAAGGUGCUCUCGGCCGAAGAAAAUGGCCACACGGACGCCGUCAUGGACCUCGAGUUCUGGGUGAACGGUAAUGAGACGUUCCUCAUCAGUGGCGGACUUGACUGUGAGAUUAUCGUGUGGAGUCUCACUCCUCCCUUCCAGCAGCUUUUCAAGGAGACGCAGGACUCGCAGGUCACUGCACUUUGCGGUACACAAGACGCCGCACAAGCUCCGAUUCUUCUCAUCGGCAUGGCGGACGGCACCAUUUCAGUCAAGGAACUGCCUUCAUUCGCGUACAAGACAACACUAGGCGCCAAUCUCAACCAAGGGCAUCAGGACGCUGUGCGACGUAUCACCACUGGGCCGAGCAACACGUUCUUCUCCACUGGCAAUGACAGGAAGAUGAUUGCUUGGCAGAUCACAGGCGACGCCGCCUCUAUCCAGUCCAAAUAAAGCGAUCAAGUUUUGAUCCUGUAGCAUGAACGUCGCUGUGUAAAACACCGAGUUCUCCCCCCAACUUUGAAGCAGUAACAGCAUUAAAAACACGGUCAACAGCUUGCGUUGAGGGCGAAAAGUUCAAACGCUCUACAAAAGAUAAUCUAGGCUUUAAAGUAAGUAGAUGCUGCUGACACUUCACCAUUUUAACUGUGAAAUACGCGAGAGAUAGCAACCGAUUCUCCUUACACGUUGCUAAUACCGUUUUGGACCUCAACUCCAAGUGCUGUUGAGUUCAAGCGAGUCUUCUCAUCUUCAUGAUCAGGCAUGGACAAUAGAACCUGUUGCGCCACCAAACUUCCAGCUGAUCGUUGCACUGGUUGGUGAUCAACAACGCCCUCAACCCCUGAGGCUGUAGUCUGGCCAGACAACGCAACACCAUCAGUUACAAUACCGAGUUCCUUGCGCACGCGUUGGAGCCAAGUGGCCGCUUUUUGAUAGGAACGGUUGAGCGUGUAGGCCUCCUCAAAGCACGUCGCAGCCAGCUCGAGCUGCUUCUUACUGUAAUGACAAAGCCCCAUGUUGUGACUUGUGACGUGGUGCUUGCCCAUUUCUUGUGCGGACAGAGUGUAGUAGGCCAAUGCGCUGUCGUACUCGUGCAAUCCGUAGUAGAGACGACCGAUUUCAAAGGCGACAUCCUUCUCCUUGUCUAGCGCGUAGUAGUUCUUCCAGACCAUCGGGAUUCCGUACACCACGUCCUGUUUGAGUUUGGGAGCGGCAGCCGGUGACUGGUCCAACAGAACGUCGCGGAACUUAUAAAACACGUCCGGAUCCCACCCGCUCAGCUUCAUCAGCGCUAGUACAGCCUUAAGUGACGGCGUCUUGGCAUCUUCCUUGGUGGAUUUCUGCAUCACGA